Molecule: messenger RNA, 4514 nt
Organism: Cyprinodon variegatus (sheepshead minnow)
Lineage: Eukaryota; Metazoa; Chordata; Actinopteri; Cyprinodontiformes; Cyprinodontidae
Gene: znf521
Product: zinc finger protein 521
Exons: 9
Coding region: 1-4380 (1459 amino acids)
Biological process (GO): regulation of transcription by RNA polymerase II
Cellular component (GO): nucleus
Molecular function (GO): DNA-binding transcription factor activity, RNA polymerase II-specific; RNA polymerase II transcription regulatory region sequence-specific DNA binding
Source: RefSeq, a predicted model, not a curated record
AUGUCUUUCUGCUUAACCAUUUCUACCAGAAGGGGGACCAGUCCGUCUGCCGUAGACGGAGAGUGGCCGACGGCGAGCAUGAAGGCAGAGGAGACGGCAGGGCAGGCUGACAAUGAUUUCCUCAGUGAUUACGUACAGAGCGAGUCCCUGCGGGGUAGGGGCCCCCUCUGGAGCCAUCCUGAUGGCUUUGGGGGCCUUGCUUCCAUUUUCCAUUAUUAUGUGGACUACCGGAGCGACAGCGCAGUCCAAGACCUUGCAGUAGAAGACAAUGUGACAGAGGACCAGCACAGUCCUGGGCAGACUGCCAUUCCAAGCGAUCCAGAGUGCGCCCUCGAGAGGGUGGCGGAGGAUGGUGAGGCCGGGCAUCUGAGGAAGAGACUGCUCUCUCCAGAGGAAGGAGAGGAGGGAGAAGAGGAGGACGAGGAGCCUGCGCUGCACAGCUGCGACAGCUGCCGGCAGGUGUUCGAGUCGCUGAGCGAUCUCACCGAACACAAGAUUAAUCAAUGCCAGCUGACAGAUGGUGCUGAUCUUGAGGAUGACCCAUCUUGUUCUUGGCCUGCAUCAUCUCCCUCUAGUAAAGAUCAGACUUCUCCAGGACAUUGUGAGGACUAUGAGUUUGGAGAGGAAGAAGGAGGCCCUGGUCUGCCUUAUCCAUGCCAGUUCUGUGAAAAGUCCUUCAGCCGCUUAAGCUUCCUCAAGCGCCACGAGCAGAGUCACGGUGAUAAGCUCCCCUUCAGUUGCACAUUUUGCAGCCGCUUGUUUAAACAUAAGCGCAGCAGAGAUAGACACGUGAAGCUUCAUACAGGUGAUAAGAAGUACCACUGUGGAGAGUGUGAUUCCGCCUUCUCCCGUAGUGAUCACCUCAAAAUCCACAUGAAAACCCACGCCUCCAACAAACCCCACAAGUGCCCUGUGUGCCGUCGAGGAUUCCUCUCUUCCAGCUCCCUCCAUGGCCACAUGCAAGUACAUGAAAGGGGGAAAGAUGGUGGCAGUUCAGGCUUCAAUAGAGCUGACGAAUGGAAACUAAAAGAAACUCGAAAGUGCAGUCGGUGUGAGGAAGGGUUUGAUGUCCCUGAAGAGCUACAGCGACAUAUCGCAGAGUGUCACCCUGAAUGUUCUCCAUCUGAAGACGGAGGACUUGGGGCUACCUUACAGUGCAUUUACUGUCACGAGCCUUUUAGUGAUGAGAGUGCCCUGCUAACCCAUAUUGACCAGGCCCACAGCAGAGAUAGGAAGGGCCACACCUGUACCAUCUGCUCAGAGCAUUUUUUGUCUGUUGAGGACCUCUAUGCUCAUAUGGACAUCCAUCAGCUCCCUGAAUCCAGUAAUCAUAGCAACAGUCCUUCCUUACUUACUGUGGGCUAUACGUCUGUCUCCAGCACCACUCCUGACUCCAACCUUUCUGUUGACAGCUCCACGAUGGUGGAGACAGCACCACCUGUGGCAAAGACCAGAGGAAGGAGGAAAAGAGCUUCUCAGAACACAUCUGACUUGGGAGGGAGGUCUUCAAAACAGCCUAAGAUUUCCUACAGUUGCAUUUACUGCAACAAACAAGUGUUUUCUAGCCUAGCUGUUCUUCAAAUACACUUACGAACCAUGCAUCUCGACAAGCCAGAGCAGGCUCAUACUUGCCAGUUUUGUUUGGAGGUUCUUCCGUCACUGUUAAACUUAAACGAGCAUCUUAAACAGAUUCACAAUGCAGAAGACCAUGCUGCCCUGUUAGCCAGCCUGCCAGAUGCCCUCCUUCAGUGUAACUUUUGCCCUGAGGUGUUAAGUGACCUUAAUGCCCUCCAGGAGCACAUCCGCUGCUCCCAUGGUUUUCCCAGUCCAGUUGCCAAGGAGAGCAAUGCCUUCUUUUGCCCCCAAUGCUUUAUGGGGUUUUUGACUGAAGCUACAUUAGAGGAACAUGUUCGUCAGACACACUGUGAUGGAGGAAGCCUGCGGUUUGACUCACCUUUGGCUGUUACUCCCAAGGAGCCUAUAGUAGAGGUUUACUCCUGUUCAUAUUGCACCAACUCUCCCAUUUUCAACAGUGUUUUAAAACUCAACAAGCACAUAAAAGAGAACCACAAGAACAUACCUCUGGCUCUGAACUACAUCAACAAUGGAAAGAAAUCUUUACGCACUCUCAGCCCCUCUUCUCCAAUAUCUGUGGAACAAACUGCCAUGCUAAAACAAGGGGGAUCUGCCUCACGUAAUACAAGUGAGUUUAUAUGUAACCAAUGUGGUGCCAAGUAUACAAGUUUAGAUCUUUUCCAGACUCACCUCAAAACUCAUUUGGAUGGCUUACAGCCUCAGCUGACUUGUCCCCAGUGCAACAAAGAAUUCCCCAACCAAGAAUCCUUACUCAAGCAUGUGACAAUUCACUUUACGAUUACCUCCACUUACUACAUAUGUGAAAGCUGUGACAAGCAGUUCACUUCAGUGGAUGACCUGCAAAAGCACCUUCUCGACAUGCAUACUUUUGUGUUUUUUCGUUGCACUCUGUGCCAAGAGGUCUUUGACUCAAAGGUGUCAACACAACUUCACCUGGCUGUAAAGCAUAGCAAUGAGAAGAAGGUAUAUCGUUGCACAUCCUGCAACUGGGAUUUCCGACAAGAAACUGACCUACAACUGCAUGUCAAACACAGCCAUCUGGAAAACCAAGGUCGUGCCCACAGAUGCAUUUUUUGUGGCGAGUCCUUUGGUACAGAGGUAGAGCUGCAAUGCCACAUUACCACCCACAGUAAGAAGUACAACUGCCGUUUCUGCAGUAAGGCCUUUCAUGCCAUUGUCCUUCUGGAGAAGCAUUUAAGGGAGAAACACUGUGUGUUUGAAGGAAAGACCCAAAAUUGUGGCACUAAUGGCUCUACUGUAAGUGGUGGGGAAGGUCAGCCUAAGGAAGACGAAAUCCAAAGUCUCUUAACUAACAGCCAUGGUCCAGGAACAGGAGUAUCUGUGAUGGAGUCCCAAAACAGCCAUGAUGGAAGUGAGGAAGAGGUGGACACUGCAGAACCCAUGUAUGGAUGUGAAAUAUGUGGGGCAUCUUACACCAUGGAGUCGCUCCUCACUAACCACCAGUUAAGAGAUCACAAUAUCCGCCCCGGCGAAAGUGCAAUGAUCAAAAGAAAAGCUGAAAUGAUCAAGGGGAAUCACAAGUGCAAUGUCUGUUCCCGUACCUUCUUCUCUGAGGCUGGGCUGAGGGAACAUAUGCAGACUCACCUUGGGCCUGUAAAGCACUACAUGUGUCCCAUUUGUGGCGAACGCUUCCCUUCCUUGCUUACCCUAACAGAGCACAAGGUAACCCAUAGCAAGAGUCUGGACACAGGCAGCUGCCGCAUUUGUAAGAUGCCACUGCAGAGUGAGGAAGACUUCCUUGAGCACUGCCAGAUGCACCCUGAUCUUAGGAACUCUCUGACAGGUUUCCGCUGUGUGGUAUGCAUGCAGACAGUGACCUCCACAUUGGAGCUUAAGAUCCAUGGUACCUUUCACAUGCAGAAAACAGGCACUAUGUCCUCCAACCAGCCUAUGGGUCGCAACAAUCCCAUCGCUCAAAGCCAACAGCCACACCAUGCUCAAAAGCUUUUUAAGUGUGCCUCGUGCCUAAAAGAUUUCCGGUCCAAAUUAGACCUUGUGAAGCUUGACAUCAAUGGGCUUCCAUAUGGUCUCUGUGCAUCGUGUGUGACAGCCGCUGGCUCAAAAAGCUCUAGCCCAACAGUGAACGGAGGAAGGCAACAGCAGGGUGGGGCCACAACCCCUGCUACAUCUACUGCUAUGUGGGCACCAGGGGAAAGUUUGAGCCCAGGAGAAGGAAAAGGCAAGGGUGUUUCUUCAUCAUCCUCAUCCUCUUCUACAUCCUCUUCAUCUGCCAUCAAGACUCGUUGUUCAAGCUGCAAUGUGAAGUUUGAGACUGAGGCAGAGUUGCAAAACCAUGUCCAGACGGUCCAUCGAGAACAAGCUGGGGAUAGCAACAGCGCACAGCUGAAAACCCCCCAGGUGUCACCAAUGCCGAGAGCUAGUCCCUCACAGACUGAGGAGAAGAAGACAUACCAGUGCAUCAAAUGUCAGAUGGUUUUCUACAGCGAAUGGGACAUCCAAGUUCAUGUGGCCAAUCACAUGCUGGAGGAAGGACUGAACCAUGAAUGCAAGCUCUGUAGUCAGUCAUUCGACUCACCGGCGAAGCUUCAAUGCCACCUGAUUGAACACAGCUUUGAGGGCAUGGGUGGAACCUUUAAGUGUCCAGUCUGCUUUACAGUAUUUGUCCAAGCCAACAAGCUGCAGCAGCACAUUUUUUCUGCCCACGGCCAGGAGGAUAAGAUCUACGACUGCUCGCAGUGCCCGCAGAAGUUCUUCUUUCAGACAGAGUUACAGAACCACACAUUGACUCAGCACAGCAGCUAACGUGGCAGAGCUCAGUGCCGUGACCAAGAACAAGGAUUGCAUGACGCACAGAACAAUGCCUGACCGCCAAUUAUCGUCGGAGCGUUUUCCCACUGACUGACUUGUUCUGAACUUUCGAUUCAGCCACGCUGUCA